Molecule: messenger RNA, 2719 nt
Organism: Alligator mississippiensis (American alligator)
Lineage: Eukaryota; Metazoa; Chordata; Crocodylia; Alligatoridae
Gene: FAP
Product: fibroblast activation protein alpha
Exons: 26
Coding region: 205-2478 (757 amino acids)
Biological process (GO): proteolysis
Molecular function (GO): dipeptidyl-peptidase activity; serine-type endopeptidase activity
Source: RefSeq, a predicted model, not a curated record
AGCCAAGAACCGCCCCAAAAAAUCUGUUUCUAAUUUUACACAAAACCCUUGAAAUUUGGCACACGUUUGAAAAAUGCAUAAAAAAUAAGUCUGACUAAGGUUUGGCCUCUGAAAUCAGACACUGCCUUUUCAAACUCCUUUCUUAGAUCUGCUGACCGACUCACAAAGAGAGAAUUUGCAUUGUUUUGGACUAUAUCUGGAAAAAUGAAGACUCGGCUAAAAGUCAUAUUUGGAGUGAUCAUAUGCCUUGUUCUUUCCUUAUUCAUCAUGGGUAUUAUACUACUUCCAUCAAGAGUUUCCAACCCAGAUGAGAGUCCUAGGGCUCUUACAUUACAGGAUUAUUUGAAUGGAAAUUUUCAGUAUAAAACAUUUUCUCCAUACUGGGUUUCAGGUCAUGAAUAUGUUCAUCAGUCUUCAGAAAAUAAUAUUAUUCUUUACAGCGUUGAUAAUGACUAUUCAACUACGAUUUUGACUAAUAGAACAAUGAAAAAAGUUAAUGCCUCAAAUUAUGCAUUAUCAGCUGACAAACAAUUUAUAGCACUGGAAAGCAAUUAUACAAAGUUUUGGCGAUAUUCUUACACAGCAUCAUACCACAUUUACGAUCCUGUGUAUGGUGAUUUUAUAACAGAAAAUCAGCUUCCACAUAACAUUCAGCACAUAUCCUGGUCACCCGUUGGACACAAAUUGGUGUAUGUGUAUCAGAAUAAUAUCUAUUUGAAACAAAGCCCAAGAGAUCCAGCUAUUAAAAUAACUAGUGAUGGAAAAUAUAAUGAAAUAUUUAAUGGAAUUCCUGACUGGGUCUAUGAAGAGGAAAUGCUUGCAACAAAAUAUGCUCUAUGGUGGUCUCCAAAUGGAAAGUACAUAGCAUAUGUACAAUUUAAUGAUACCAAUAUCCCAAUUAUUGAAUAUUCAUAUUAUGGUGAGGAACAAUACCCUAGAAAAAUCACUAUUCCAUACCCAAAGGCUGGGGCUAAAAAUCCUACCGUUAGAGUGUUUAUUGUAGACACUACUAAUCCUGAAGGUUUAGGUCCUAAGGAAGUACCUGUUCCUGCAAUGAUAGCAUCAAGCGAUCACUAUGUCACUUGGCUUACUUGGGUAACGGAUUAUCGGAUCUGCGUGCAAUGGCUAAGAAGAGUCCAGAAUUUUUCUGUCUUAGCCAUAUGUGACUUCAAAGGAAGUUCAAAUUCCUGGGACUGCCCAGAGAACCAACAGCACAUAGAAGAGAGUCAAACAGGAUGGACUGGUGGAUUUUUUGUUUCAGCACCGCAUUUCACUUCUGACAGCAAUUCGUACUACAAAAUUUUCAGUGACAAGAAUGGUUAUAAACAUAUUCAUUACAUCAAUGGCUCAGUGGAAAAUGCAAUACCGAUUACAAGUGGACAAUGGGAGGCAAUAUACAUUUUCAGAGUAACAGAUGAUGCAGUAUUCUAUUCAAGCAAUGAAUUUGAAGGCUAUCCAGGAAGAAGAAAUAUUUACAAAAUCAACCUUAGAACAAAGCCUCCAAGGAAGCAAUGCAUUACUUGUAAUCUAAGGAAAGAAAGGUGUCAAUAUUAUACAGCAAGAUUCAGUGACAAUGCUAAAUACUAUGCCUUAAUCUGUUAUGGUCCAGGCAUUCCUAUUUCCACUCUUUUUGAGACCCAGUAUGAUAGAGAGCUGAGAAUCAUGGAAGACAAUUCAGAAUUACAGUCUGAGUUGGUAAAUAUCAAAAUGCCAAAAGAGGAAAUUAAUAAACUUGAAGUGGAUGGAAUAACUCUGUGGUACAAGAUGCUUUUCCCCCCCGAGUUUGAUAGCUCUAAGAAGUAUCCUCUGCUAAUUCAGGUGUAUGGAGGCCCUUGCACUCAGGAUGUAAGGUCCACAUUUAGUAUUGACUGGAUAACCUAUCUUGUAAGCAAAGAGGGGAUCAUAGUUGCUCUUGUGGAUGGCCGAGGGACAGCUUAUCAAGGUGACAAGAUGUUACAUGCAGUGUAUCGAAGACUAGGAGUCUACGAAGUUGAAGAUCAAAUCUCAGCAGUGAAGAAAUUUAUAGAAAUGGGUUUUGUUGAUGAAAAAAGAAUAGCAAUAUGGGGCUGGUCAUAUGGUGGAUAUGUAACUUCACUGGCACUUGGAUCUGGCAGUGGAGUAUUUAAAUGUGGAAUAGCAGUGGCUCCUGUCUCCAGCUGGGAAUAUUACGCAUCUAUCUACACAGAGAGAUUUAUGGGUCUUCCAUCAGACAAUCUUGAACACUACAAAAAUUCAACAGUGAUGGUGAGAGCAAAGAAUUUCCAAAAUGUGGAAUAUCUCCUCAUCCACGGAACAGCAGAUGAUAACGUGCAUUUUCAGAACUCAGCACAGAUUGCUAAAGCUCUGGUUGACGCACAGGUGGAUUUCCAGGCAAUGUGGUACACGGAUCAGAACCAUGCAAUACCAGGCCUUUCAAGGAAACAUCUCUAUACCCACAUGACCCACUUCCUCAAACAGUGUUUCUCUCUUCUGGAGUAACCGGAGUGUGCAGCAUAAGGGAUCCUGAAUAUUGCUGGGAGCAUAGAGUGCCUUGAAAGAAUGCAAUGAUAACUCUGGCAAGAUUAAGUCUAUUGUAAAGGUGGAUUAAUAAUUAAGAAUUAAGAUUUUUUUUUUGCCUUUACAUUCAUAAUUACUACUGUAUAUUAGCAGAAAUGCUAAUACAUGUUUUGGCACAAUUAACACCUGUUUGCUAGAAAAAAUAAAAUCAGAAUUUAAAAUA